ACUUUCAUUUUGGUUAACCCUAGCCUAGCCUCCAUCCCAGUUCUGAGUUCCCAGAUCCCCUUCCCUCCCCUGUUUCCCACCAUCACCAUCACCAUGGCACCAUCCACCAUGAGUCCAUGACUCCCUAGUCCCUCCCCUGCUACUCGCCUACUCUGCUGCACCUCCACGCUUUCAGCCACCUCGUCGCGCCGUUCAGCUUCCUUCAACGACGCGGCACUCACCUCACCACCACAUCCCGAGCAGUGCGCCACCCACCAGGUCUCCGUCCAGGUCUCCCUCUCCUCUGCUCGACGCUGGUCGCUCUAUCCCUCCAGGUCUCCCUCUUCUCUGCUCGAAGCUCCUCGCGCCAUCUCCAGGUCUCCCUCUUCUCUGCUCGACGGUCGUCGCUCCAUCCCUCCAGGUCCAGGGUACAGGCGUCCAGCCGUGCAGCCGUGGAGGUAAGUACUUCAGUUUAUUAAUUAUCCAGAUUCCAGAGCAGUGUUAACUGAUUAUUGUAGAUUGAUUAGUUAUGGUAUUCAGAUUUCAGGCAGAUGACUUGAGACUUGAGAGCAUGUUUGAUUGGUUACAUAUGUUUGAUUUUGAAGAUAAUUUUUUGAUAGUUUGAUUUCUGUUUUGGUAGUUUGAUUUCUGUUUGAUAGUUUACAUAUGUUUUUUAACUGUUAAUUUUUUAGUUUUUAGCUAUUUUAUACAUUUUACUUAUGUGGGACUGGGUCAACCGGUUCAACCAGUGACCCACCGAUUGAACCAGUGACCCAGUGACCCAGUAGCCUGACCGGUUCGAUCACCGGUUUGGUUCUGACAACAUUGCUUCUAAGAACAAAGAAAAGUCACAGUAUAUCAGACUUGAUCAGUUGUUAUAGUCCGCCACAUCAAAACGGUGGCGUUUUCACCCCCGCCCCCGGGUAACAAGGUCUUCGCGUCAAUCAAUUAAAUCGUUAGCCGUUAGGUCGUUCUCGUUACCAAAAUCAUGCCACCGCCGCCACCAGCACCAGAUCUUCCUGGGUUUUACUAUGACCCUGAGAAGAAUAGGUAUUUCCCCAUCAAAGGUCCCAUACCAGGCUCUUCUCGUUCUUCAUUUUCAUCUUCAAAGCAUGCUACUCACAAAGCAUCCCAAACAUCUUCAACUCAGGAAAAGAGUAGGAGUUGUUGCAGGAAGCUUAGAAGCAGAACCUCCAAGUUGAUUCAGGCUAGGGAGAUAGAUGGUCAUCGUGUCAUUGCUUCCCACAAUUACCAGUGUAACUUCACUGAGGAGUUUAGGAAAAUACAAGCAUCACAGCCUUCGGUAUGGAAGUAUAAGGGAACAGAUAAGAUUGGUAUUAGUGCUUUGAAACAGGUGCAUGUCCGUGUGCAGACAUUUGAGGGUGAAUGUGAUAGUGAUGUUAUAUUGACAGGCAGCACCAAUGGCUCAUUCAGUCUUUGUGAAGUUGGAAGGGAUGGGGGAUAUUUUGAUGGUGAGGUUAAGUGGACGCCCGAUUGUGUGAAGAAUUAUGCUAAAGGGAAAACUGAUGAGAAUAAUGUGGUGCCUGGUCCAGUUUCAAGACCUACUGGAGGGUCCGUGGUUAUGUCAUCUGGUAUAUCUUGCAUAAGAUCAGGCCCGGAGUGUUCUUCUCAUGCUGCAAAUGGCGGUCCUAUUGUUGGACAUGCAUUGUUUACAACUUUGGGUUCAGAGACAUCCGGUGGGUCAAUUUAUUCUCUUGGCCUUGUGGAAUCAUUAGAUCUUGGGUCAGGUAUACUGAACACAUGGAGCAGACUGGAUGAAGUUGCUUCUUUCAAGUGUACCAUUUGGACAGCAGAAUAUGAUUAUAGUAGACAUCGGGCUAUAAUUGGUACCAACAUGGGAGCUGCAUUGGUGGAUUUGGCAACUGGGAGGAGAUCAUGGUUUUUACGAUGUAAAAGUGAUAUCUUUGCACAGCAGAUUGUGAAUUCAGGAAAUCUGGUUUUAUGUGGACUCAGAAAUGGAGCAAUUGUCGGUGUAGAUUUCCGUGAGAAAAGAGAAAGAGUCUCGCGAACACUUAUUGAACAUAGGAUACCUUAUGCAUCACCAAAUAAGAAAGUUCGAAAUUCUAGUAAAGAAUGGUUCAAGCUCAGUGGAGAUAUAGACCCUUCUCUUACCAUUAGAAUGCCUUCAUCUAUAUCCAGUUUGGUAUCACUUCAGUAUGAUGAUCAGUACUUCUUGGCAAGCUCCAUGGACGGAACGAUGAGGCUCUAUGAUCUUCGCCUGCUUCAGAGAGGUUCUGUUCAAUCUUAUGAAGGGCAUGUGAAUUCCCAUUCGCGUAUACAACUCGGUGUUGACCCAGAUGAGAGAUUUGUUAUGUCAGGUGGAGAGGAUCGCAACCUACGGUCGUGGAGUAUCAAAACUGGCAAACUUCUUUUUGAGGAAAAAUUCUGUGAUUCAGUUCUCUCCAGUGUUUGCUAUCAAUCAUGUAAAGGGUUUAAAGAUGAGGAUGAAAAGAACCAACACAAGCAUGAAUCUUGUAUGAGUGCAUGGCUUGGAUCACAUGAUGAAGGACUAUUUUAUAUGCGCUGGUUAUGUGUGUGAAGCUCCUACACUGCUACUAGUAUUAUGCUAUAAAUAUAUACACACCAAAUUUUGAUAUGAUAGUUUAUGUAAUAUGCUUAAAUGAAAGCCCUAUGCAAAUGUAAAUUAGGUCCUUCUGAUUUCUGAACUACCAGGGUUGUAGAUAACUAGAUAUAUCUUGGGAUAGGCUUUUAUUUUAAGAUUUGAUUUCUUGAUUUAUUUGGAUUGCGAUUUCAGUGUUUGGUCAAUGGUAUCAAGAAAGUAGAUGUUUAGUUAUUAUUGAAUUUAUGAUUUUUAUUGUGGA
This is a messenger RNA of Arachis stenosperma, 2822 nucleotides long. RefSeq lists its product as uncharacterized. The record is from RefSeq and is a predicted model, not a curated record. Gene Ontology annotation, molecular function: protein binding. NCBI's taxonomy places the organism in Eukaryota, Viridiplantae, Streptophyta, Magnoliopsida, Fabales, Fabaceae. The transcript has 13 exons. The coding region runs from base 968 to 2539 and encodes 523 amino acids.